CUUGAUUAGAAGCAACCCAUCAAAGUCUUAAAUCUUCUCUGGUGAAAGUUGCGGAAAGGUAAUGCUCUCCCGAUGGAGUACACGGUCGACAUGAGCUGUGAGAUGAAAAUGCACAGAGGAUGCAAAGUUUGUGAUCAAAAAGUCAGUGAAGUCCUGCAUUGUCUCCAUGGGCUUUAUUCGGUGGACUUCUUGGGAGACGACGGUACCGUGAAGCUCAAGGGAAGAGUAAACCCUAACGUGAUGCUCACGGUACUUGAGCGUUACCGCGAGCACGGCAGAGUCAAAAACCUCCGUUUCGAAGGGGAAGUCAUCGCAGUCGGAGGCGGGGGGUACUGCAACUGUCAGACCGGCUACUACCAUCCGUACGGUCCUCCUCCGGUGUCUAUGGCCGGAAAUUACUACACGUACCCUCCUCCUCAUCCGGGGCGGUGGAGGGUGAGUCAGCACACAGCUCCGCCUCUCCCCACGCUGCCUCCGCCUCCGCCUCGGCCGUUCCACAGUUACCUUAACAUGGAGACCCAGGGUUGGUAUGGGAUAUGAUAUAUUUCCUGCAUCUCUGUAAUUAGCAGGGACAUCCUUCUUUCUUCCUUUUUUUUUGGGUCAAAAGGGGAGUUGGAGGAUGACUCGAAGCUUCUCAUGAUUUACUUUUCUCUAUGCAAUGUUUUUGUUAUAUCUAUUCGCUGUUUUCUUG
Molecule: messenger RNA, 691 nt
Organism: Tarenaya hassleriana
Lineage: Eukaryota; Viridiplantae; Streptophyta; Magnoliopsida; Brassicales; Cleomaceae
Exons: 3
Coding region: 73-540 (155 amino acids)
Source: RefSeq, a predicted model, not a curated record